AUCAUAAUAAGAAAGAAGUGCUCUAGUCUAUUAUUAGAUUAGCUUAGAUUUUUUGGUGGACUGCUUCGUGAAAUGGCUUCCAAAUUAUCUUCAAAGUCGGUAAUCUCAGCUGCCACAGGGCUUCAGCUUCCUGUCAUCGGACUAGGCACCUUUCAGAACUGGGAGGAAGCUGUGCUAGUAAAGACCCUCAACACUGCCCUAGAGCUAGGCUACCGUCUGAUAGACACCGCCUUCCUCUACCACAACGAACACAUCAUCGGCAAGGUCUUGCAGGAGUGGUUCAUCAGCGGCAGGCUCAGACGCGAUGACAUUUUCAUUACUACCAAGCUACCGCCUCAGGGCGCUAACCCCAAGUACGUGGAAGAGUUCAUAGAGAAGCAACUUAAGGCUUUACAACUGGAAUAUGUUGACUUGUACUUGGUACACCACGCUAUAGGUUGGAAACACGGGGAAGAGCUACAUCUCAGUGAAGGAGAUAAUGACAACUCUGGCUUACAAUUGGAUCCCACCACGGACCACGUGGCUAUAUGGAAGGAAAUGGAGAGACAGGUAGACGCUGGCCGUGCUAAAUACAUCGGUCUGUCCAACUUCAACAUCAACCAAAUUAAGAGGGUGAUGAAAACCGCAAGGAUACCUCCGUCCAACUUGCAGAUAGAGCUGAACUUGUUCCUGCAAAGUAAGGAGGAACAGGAGUUCUGCAGGAAACACGGUAUCACUAUAACCUCCUACGCUACUCUCGGCUCACCGGGCGUUCCUCAGGGGUUCUUCAUCGGUGCCUACGAGAACCCCCUCAAAGAUCCUCUGGUGGAGAAACUGGCACUGACCUACCAGAAGACACCGGCCCAGGUGCUGCUGCGUCACGUGGUACAGCUAGGGGUGGCAGUCAUCCCCAAGAGUGCCCAUCCACUUAGGCUCAAGGAGAAUCUGGAUAUCUUCGACUUUGAACUGACGGAAGCCGACAUGUGUCAACUGAACGCCCUGGAUCGCGGGGAGGCGGCAAGAAAAUUUGUUCUUCAGGUAUACUCGUCACACCCGGAGAACCCUUACCCCAGCACAAGGGUGCAGCACAAAUAGCUUACAUCUGGGGAUCCAUCUCAAGAUGUACUGGGGUCCAACAAUGCCUCAUCGAUUUUUUUUAGAAUAAAGCACGUUAUGUGGUA
Homalodisca vitripennis (glassy-winged sharpshooter) is the source of this 1160-nucleotide messenger RNA. RefSeq names its product 1,5-anhydro-D-fructose reductase-like. The transcript is spliced from 7 exons. The record is from RefSeq and is a predicted model, not a curated record. Gene Ontology annotation, molecular function: oxidoreductase activity. Lineage: Eukaryota; Metazoa; Arthropoda; Insecta; Hemiptera; Cicadellidae. The coding region runs from base 73 to 1074 and encodes 333 amino acids.